CCCGCCACACCAAUCCCAACAUCACCACGGCCGGCCUGCUGACCGGCACUUGGCACCCCUACAGUCUCCUACGUACUUACCCAGUCCUCCCUAGUAGCAUCGGGACCACCCCAUUUACCCCAAACGCCCCUCACCAGACCGUCUCACGUGCUGUCCAGUCCCGGGAUUCUGCUAUUUCUCUCCUGUCGCAGCUGGUUCACGUCCCUUUCUCCGAGGAGACUAGCCGUGGCUGAUGACUCUGCUGGCCUCAACGUAUCUUCCAUCAUCGUCGGCGUUGUGUCAAUUACCUAAGGAAUCGAGACGCCCUUUCUAGCCUCGAAAAUGUUUUACCAGUUCCAAGGCGUUCAAGACAGUGACCGCUCGCCACCGUCUCAAGGCGACACUUCGCAAGCCAGGAAGCCUGGAAAAAGUCCCCAUGCCUGCGUCGAGUGCCAGCGCCGCAAGAUUCGCUGCGAUGGUAGCCAUCCUUGCCGUCAGUGUCUCUCCAGCCGCUCCGAGAAGCGAUGUGUCUAUGACAAGCAUCGCCAGCGAGUUCUUCCUUCAAAAAAAAUGCUGGAAGACUUGUCACAGAACCUUGAGGAGUGUCGCACAGUCUUGAGGCGUCUGUAUCCCAAUCACCAAGUCAAAUCUCUCCUCCCUCUGUCCAGACAAGAACUAUGCAAUCUCUUGGGCCAACCAGGAGAGGCGGAGACGAUUGAUGUCCUACCAUCUCCCUCACUCAGCACGCUCGAAAAACCACUCGGUUUUGAGCAAAUGCCUACCGAAGAGUCGGAAUGGGACGAAGAGCGGCGAGAUCGAGAUCCUAUACCUGCAGAGGCCGAUGAUAUCAACGCCCUGUCACUUACCAUGGAUAGAACAACCUCAUAUCUCGGCGCAUCUUCUGUCAAAGCCGCAUUGAUGGUCAUGCUCAAGGUUGAACCUCGACUGCGAGCAGCCUUGGCGUCGCCUCCGAAAGUUCCUGGCGAGAAAACAAAUGGCGGUCCAGUUUUCUGCCACCUCGUCAAACCCCCAAAGGAGAACUCUCCAAUCGCAUGGACUUGGAAGGGCCAGACAUUCGUUGAUGCUUAUUUCAAGCGCUUGCAUAUUUUCACUCCAAUGCUCGAUGAAGUUACGUUCCGCGCAGACUACCUCAAAGGUCAGAGGCAGGAUGCACCUUGGCUUUCUUUGCUGAACAUGGUGUUCGCCAUGGGCAACAUCAUGGCUACAACAUCAAGCGACUUGAACCACGUCAAGUAUUAUAACCAGGCCAUGGAACAUCUCCAUCUCAGCUCCUUUGGAAGCAGCCAUAUCGAGACUGUACAAGCAUUGAUCCUUCUAGGUGGCCAUUACCUCCAUUAUAUGAACCGGCCGAACAUGGCCAAUGCUAUUCUGGGCGCGGCAAUCAGAAUGGCAAGCGCGCUGGGUUUACAUCGGGAAUCCCUCACACAGAAAAGCGGCGGUGUUGCAGUGGCAGAAACACGGCGGCGAACAUGGUGGUCCUUAUUCUGUCUUGAUACAUGGACCACGACGACCAUGGGCCGUCCCUCAUUUGGACGAUGGGGACCUGCAAUCAAUAUUCAACCCCCAAAGUUGAUCACUAAUGAGGAGGACCAUGACUCCGCCCAGCACGCAGGCAUCAUGCCGCUUCUUGAAAACAUCAAAUUCUGCAAAAUCGCCACGCAAAUCCAAGAUGUUCUCGCGUUGUCACCUCUUCUAAACAAGGAAGACCGUGGCCAUCUAGAUGGACUGCUGGUCGACUGGUAUAACACAUUGCCGUGGCUCCUCCAAACUACAGAACCUUGCGCAGAGCCACUCAGCCUCUCUCGAUGCAUUAUGAAGUGGCGGUAUUGGAAUCUACGUAUUCUGCUUUAUCGCCAUACUCUCCUCACUCUGGCCAGUAACAGCAAAGGUUUGACGAUGACUGAGCACGACGUUUCUGCAAUAGAAACAUGUCAAGAACUUGCCAAGGCGACAAUUGAUGAUAUAAAAACAGAGUGGAUGCGACAUCAGAUGUCUGGUUGGAAUGCUGUGUGGUUCCUAUACCAGGCUGUCAUGAUACCCUUGGUUAGCAUUCUAUGGCAACCUAAAAGCCCGUCACUCCCCGAGUGGCAGAGCCAGGUUGAGACAGCCCUAGGGCUCUUUGAUGCCAUGGAGGAUUGGUCACUUACAGCACGCCGGAGCCGAGACGUCGUGUGCCAAAUAUAUAAUGCGAGCUGCCAAUUUUCCGGUCACGAUAGUAGCCCUUCGCAGGGCGGGCACGGCGAACAGGGCCAAAUGGUAGAAAGCAUUCAUGCGUCGCCUAUUGGCCUUGAGACAGAUGACGUGGUCAACAUGCUAGAUCAAGACUGGUUGUGGGAUGUUGACGGUCUGUUUUGGGAACAACAAACCCUACUGCCAGUUGAGGAUGGCAUUUUUGGAGUUGAAAGCGACAUGAUGUCUGGAGACUAUUUGUCUUUAGACAGGGAUGGCGCGUAUGCUAAUAUGGAAAGUAUAUAACGAUGGAAUUCGCAGGAUUGAAUAAUGAAUGAUAUCUGGACUGGAGCGUCGACAGAUGGAUAACCUCGCUUGAAUGGAUUAGCUAUGUACAUUAAGGACAGUAAAUUCUGGUGUAGGGGCAUGAAAGCACAGGGCUGAUGAUAA
Messenger RNA from Ilyonectria robusta, 2619 nucleotides. Its product is annotated as fungal-specific transcription factor domain-containing protein. The coding region runs from base 322 to 2475 and encodes 717 amino acids. Gene Ontology annotation, biological process: positive regulation of transcription from RNA polymerase II promoter by galactose; DNA-templated transcription. Gene Ontology annotation, molecular function: RNA polymerase II cis-regulatory region sequence-specific DNA binding; DNA-binding transcription factor activity, RNA polymerase II-specific; zinc ion binding. The record is from RefSeq and is a predicted model, not a curated record. NCBI's taxonomy places the organism in Eukaryota, Fungi, Ascomycota, Sordariomycetes, Hypocreales, Nectriaceae. The transcript is spliced from 4 exons. Gene Ontology annotation, cellular component: nucleus.